GACAACUGAUUUUCCGUAGUUUGUCACGAGUCGUUUAAAUCAGUUUAAAUUGUGGAGUUAGGCUAGCCAGUUUGGAUAACAAUAUAUUGAGUAAAAUAAAUACUUUGGUAUAUAUUCAACACUUUUGUAGCGGUGAAAAGGACAUCUCUAAACGUGUUUAACAAUAUUACUUGAAGUUAUGUAGUUUUAACAUCGCGUUGGUGUUAAAGUAUUUAAAGUAUUAGUGAGUUCCUUUCUCCGAAGUUAUUUUACUCAUCAAAAAAUUCAGAAGUACAAAUGGAGCAGACAUUAGAUUCUAUACGACCAUCCACUACAGUUUCGGAAGAAGAGGCUUCAUAUUUAUAUGGAAGAGAUCCAAGCAUAUUAACUUAUGGACAUUGUACUCGACAUGCCGAUGAUUCAAAGAAAAAUUUAAUAUCUUUGUUUGAGAGUGUGGAGUCUAACUCAGAUUUGGAAAAAGCUUCGUUAGAAUCUGUCAGUUCUGACGUUUUGACCCAAACUGUAAAAGUAUAUUUGAGAAUGAAACCAUUUCCAAAAAAAAUGAAAACAACGGAGGACCAGGAACGAGCAUAUACAAUAAUGAAUUCAACAACGUUAUUGACACGAUUGCCUUGCAUAGAAAGUAAUAGUAGCUAUUUUGGAAAAAAUAAGAAUAAUGUGAUUGUAUGUAAAAAGUUUACCUUCACGCAAACACUUGGACCAGAGACUAGUCAGUUACAAUUAUUUGAACAAACUGUAAAGCAACAAAUGAUAAAUUUUUUAGCAGGGCAAAAUUCAACAGUUAUGACUUAUGGAACAACAAAUUCGGGGAAAUCGUACACAUUUCAUGGAAAUGUCCAUGCUCCGGGUUUAAUCCCACGAUGUCUACAAUUUAUGUUUUGUACUAUCAACCCUCAAUUAGAACCAUGUUAUAAACCCGUACAUUAUUGUGAUGUACUUAGUUUAAAUGCAUAUCAAUGUGCACAGGAAUUAGAAGAAAAGAACAGGUUACUUGCACUUGGAAUGACCGAAAGAAAUCAAUGCUUUGAUGCUUACAAAAAAAUGCAGGCAUUGCUACAGGAAGAAUCCCCAAUAAAGACAAACCAAUGCAGUGAUACUCUGUAUUCAGUAUGGGUGUCAUUUGCUGAAAUUUACAAUGAGACGAUAUAUGAUCUAUUAACGAAUGACUGUCAAAAACAGAGAUGUCCAUUAAAAUUGUCAACAGAUCAUCAUGGCAGAUCAUUUAUUAAAGGGUUGAAAACGAUUUGUGUAAAUUCUGGCUUGGAGGCAUAUCAAGUUUUUAUGGCUGGCCAAUAUAAUCUUAAAAUUGCUGCUACUGCAUUAAAUGCCAGAAGCUCCAGAUCACAUUGUAUUUUUACCAUAAAAUUGUUAAAGUAUUACACAGAAAAUAAUCCAAAAUCUGUGGAAAUGAGCACAUUUUCAUUUUGUGAUUUGGCUGGUUCAGAACGCUUAAAAAAAACAUUGAAUGUAGGAGAUAGGCUGAAAGAAGCUCAGAAUAUUAAUACCAGUUUAUUAGUUCUUGGAAGAUGCUUAAAGUCGAUAUAUGAAUCUCAAUGUUUGAAGCAGAAACAGGAAAUUGUUGGGCCUUUUCGAGAAUCAAAAUUAACAAGAUUAUUUCAAGGAGCUCUUUCAGGAAAGGAAUUACUUUCAUUGAUUGUCCAUGUUAACCCAGCACCAAAUCUUUAUAUUGAAACGCAGAAUGUAUUGAAUUUUUCUGCCAUUGCACGAAAGAUUGUUGUGGAAUCUAAAAAACCAAAACAGAGGGCAUUACGUUCAAGAUUUUCACAAGUAGUUGCCCAAAGUAUCAAAACAGUUACUGACUGGGACACUGUGCAGUUAGAGAACAUAGAGAGCGAUUUAGUGGAAUCGGAAAGCACUGAUUUUGAGCAUUUACGUAACUACGAGGAUAUUAUUAAUGAAAAUAAAGAUCUGAAAAUGCAAAUCAAAUCAUUGAAGGAGUCAAAUUUGAAUCGAGAUCUGCUGAUUCGGAAGGAGUUGUCAGAUACAUACGACGCCAUGAUGAAGAAUUUGGAUUCUAAUUGGAGAGAACAUGUAAAGAAUAUGGAAGAACAACAAGAAGAUUUAAGAGAAUGGACGGUGCAACGAAUGACAAGAUUUUAUGAGGAAAAACUUAGUAAAAUGUCAAAUAAGAAGCGAAAACGAUCUGAAGGCGACGAUUUCGAUUAUAAUGAAGAAAUGAAAGACGCAGCAGAAUUAGAGGCUGAAAAUAGCCGAUUAACACAUCAAAUUUUGUUACUUAAAGAAACUAUAAAAGAUCUGACAAAUACAAAUCGAACCCUAGAGAUUCAGAAAAAUAAGGCGAUAUUUCAGUCGAGCCUUACAAAAGAUUGUUUGAAGAAAACAGAGAAGUUGUUACAAGUAGCAGAAGAACGUAACUUGUCCCCUGAUGAUGAUACAAAAGUUUACAUAAACGAAUUAAAAUCUCAAUUGUCAGAGCAACAGGGUCGCAUUGAGAAAUACAUAGAAUUUCUUAAUCAAGCAAAGGCUGACUAUAUCACGGCUCAAAAUGAUGAUAGAGAAAAGCAAAAACAAUUAAUGGAACAAGAUGAAUUGUUGGCAAUGAAUGCCGACGAAAUAACUGAUUUACAGGAACAAGUAGAACAUCUUAAAUUAUGUCUACAAGAGAAAUCUAAUGCCAUCGAAGGUUUGGAAGAAAAAUUGGAGUGUUUAAAUAAGGCAAAUGUUGAUUUAGAAAACAAAUUGUUCAAAACUUUAGAUGAAGUGAAUAAGACAGAUGAUAGUAAAGUAUUACAAGAAGAUGAAUUACAUGCAACAAUUGAGGGAGACGUUGAUAAUGUCAUAGCUAAUACAAAUGACAAAACAGUUUUGGUAGAUUUGAAAGAUGUAAUCGUUCAAACUAGUUUCGCUGAUAUUUCUACAGAGGAGAAGUUUGUCCAAACUUGUACAGGUGUUAUCGAUUCAUUAAACGAUACUGAAGAGCAAUUAAGUAAACUAAAAAUUGAGUAUACAAAACUGGAGAAUCAGUAUAAACAAGAAUGUUCGUGUACUGAGGAAUUGAGAAUACAGUUAAAUAGCAUGAAGGAUAAUAUUGAAAUUGUAACUGAAGCUUCCAGUCAAGAACAUGAGAGGGAUUUGAUGGAAAAGGUUAAGUUAGAAGAAGCAUUGGUCGUAGCAAACAAUACAAACAGUGAUUUGGGAAAAAGGAUAACUGAACAUGAACAGCAGAUAGAAAAACUUCAAGAAACUGUAAAACAAUACACAACCAACGAACAAAAUCAAACUGAGAAAUUAAUAAACAUAGAACACGAACUAAAAAAGCUAAAGUUAAAGUGUCAAGAACAUGAAGUAUAUAUCUCCAAAUUAGAAGAGGAAUGUAAUACGGCAAAAGAACGAGAUGAACUUAAAAACCAGUGUAUAGAUGCACAUAAACAAAAAGUUGUGCAACUUGAACGGGAUGUAAUCAAUGUAAAUGAACUACAGCAGAGGAUUAAUCAACUUAAUAAUAUUUUGGAAAAACUGGAAAAAGAAAAAGUUAUUCUACAAAACCAGAAAUGCGAAAAUGAAUCAAAAAUUGAAAACCUAGAAGCAAAAUUGACUGCGGCCGGUUCCAAAGAAGAAGAAUUAAAUACGGAAAUUUCAAAAUUGCAAAAAGAGUUGAAGAACGUAGUUCAAUUAACUGUAAUGAGCCCGGCGGAUAAGGAAAUGGAAAAAGAAAUGAAAAACGUUUUGAAGGAACUAGCUGAAAGUAAAGAAGCUCAUGCUCAAACACAAAAAAUGUAUAACGCGUCCGAACAAAGCUCUACAACGAAAAUUCAAAGUCUUCAAUCGAAAAUAGACAAUUAUGAGCAAAACUUAAAAGUUUUAACUCGUUUUCAAGAAAAUGCCCAAUGUAUGCAGGAGGAAAAUAAGAAACUACGAGAUGAGAUUGAUAAUUUAAAAAGCAUAUUAAGUGUCAAGGAUCAAGAAAUGGAAUCAUUUAAAAAAAAUAGUCUUGAAACGAUUAAUAAGUAUGAGGGAUUAGUCAAAUUACGACAAGAUGAUCUGGAAAGGCAAAAAAGGGAGGUCAUGCGAUAUCAAGAGCUAUUCCGGAGGCAGAUUACUCCCAUUUCUGGUAAAGAAGAUGUUACACAGUUACGGGAAAAACUACGUGUUACGACGAAAAAUUUGGAGGAAGCUGAAGAGAAACUGAGGAAACUUGAGAAAAAGUCGCAUGAUGAGCAUUUGAAUUCUGCAGACGAGGGAGGACCCACCCGUCGGCCUAAGCGAGGCGGGAAAAAAAAUGUUGCACAGUCGCCUGUAUCUAGCGAAGAUGUAAUCGAAUUAUCUGGAUCGGAGUCUAAACGGAUUACACGGCGCACAGCACUACCGCCACCUGCGCCAUGCCCAGAGAUAAAAAGAUCAGCACGCAAGAAAAAAUUGUUUCUAUGUUCUGGGGAUGAACCUGAAGAAUUUGAACCAAUCGAGAGCGAAGCCUUGCCCUCAGCCUCAACGUCAAUGCCUGUCACGCGGAAUUUAAGGAAUAAAAAGAAAUGAGGCGCUUGGUGGUGUUAUUUUAUAUUACUAACACUUUUAAUCUGCUAGUGCUUUGUAAAUAUGUACAUACCACAUAUACAAAUAUGUAUAUACUACAAUUAUUUUACUGUUAUUAUGAUUUCGGUACAGUAUUGUAAGUGUCACUAAUAUUGGUCAUGUCAUUAUUUUGUCGUAUAUGACUGUGAUAAUUUUUCUCAGUUCUCCGUAUUUUUUUAUGUAGGUACUUCAUUAUAUGUAAAACUUUUUACUAUUAGUGUAAGCAUGAUUCAUAUUAUAUUUUUUUACUGUGAUUAGUACAAAAUAAAGUAUGCGAAAAGAAAGUCUAAAGAGUUGAUUGAAUAGGAAGUUUAUCUUGAAUUUAUAUAACUGUUUUGUAUAUUUUAUGUGGAGUCAUGCUCAUCUUGGCGUCGUACGUGUGCUGAACCAUUUAACUCCAGAUGCUAAUUUGUUUUUAGAUGCAUCAGCUGUUCUUCCUGCAUUUUGAAACAGGAAAAACAAGCAAUUU
Messenger RNA from Orussus abietinus, 5020 nucleotides. RefSeq names its product kinesin-like protein KIF20A. The transcript has 17 exons. Bases 277 to 4515 code for a protein of 1412 amino acids. Gene Ontology annotation, biological process: microtubule-based movement. The record is from RefSeq and is a predicted model, not a curated record. Lineage: Eukaryota; Metazoa; Arthropoda; Insecta; Hymenoptera; Orussidae. Gene Ontology annotation, molecular function: plus-end-directed microtubule motor activity; ATP binding; microtubule binding.